AUGGUAUCCUACGCAACAGAGAUCGAAGAGAUCGAAUCCUGGGGCAAGACCUUUUUAUCUCUGACCUCAGGCUUGUCAUAAUGGCCGAUCAUUGCCUGGCGCUAUAUUUACCUGCAAACAGGCCAAAGGGAUGAUCAAGCUACACAGCCUUUGGUGUAACUAUAAACCCGACGAUAUGCCCGAACCUUCAUUUACCGAUAAAACACUCAUCCUGAGGCUCACGCUUGCAGUGAUCCUGUUCAUGCACAGCGUACCCGGCAUGUUCAACGGCGGCAUCCAUGA
Molecule: messenger RNA, 282 nt
Organism: Stylonychia lemnae
Lineage: Eukaryota; Ciliophora; Spirotrichea; Sporadotrichida; Oxytrichidae
Source: the annotation of a GenBank genome assembly